Hippopotamus amphibius kiboko is the source of this 2368-nucleotide messenger RNA. Its product is annotated as zinc finger protein 281. Gene Ontology annotation, molecular function: RNA polymerase II cis-regulatory region sequence-specific DNA binding; DNA-binding transcription factor activity, RNA polymerase II-specific. Gene Ontology annotation, cellular component: nucleus. NCBI's taxonomy places the organism in Eukaryota, Metazoa, Chordata, Mammalia, Artiodactyla, Hippopotamidae. The coding region runs from base 201 to 2009 and encodes 602 amino acids. The transcript has a single exon. The record is from RefSeq and is a predicted model, not a curated record. Gene Ontology annotation, biological process: regulation of transcription by RNA polymerase II.
CGAAGCCGGAGUCUCAGGGAAGCAGGGCCAAGAGGAAGCCGGGCGCGGCGGCGGGGGACGCGGAGGGCGCCGUGCUGUCGCCCAGCCAGAAGCCGCACGUCUGCGACCACUGCAGCGCCGCGUUCCGCAGCUCCUACCACCUGCGGCGGCACGUCCUCAUCCACACCGGCGAGCGGCCCUUCCAGUGCGGCCAGUGCAGCAUGGCCUUCAGCCAGAAGUACCUGCUGCAGCGGCACGAGAAGAUCCACAGCCACGAGAAGCCCUUCGGCUGCGACCAGUGCAGCAUGAAGUUCAUCCAGAAGUACCACAUGGAGAGGCACAAGCGGACGCACAGCGGAGAAAAGCCACACAAGUGUGACACUUGCCAGCAGUAUUUCUCAAGGACGGACCAGCUGCUGAAGCACAGGCGCAGGUGCGGCGAGGCCCUGGCGAAGGGGGCGCCCGGCGCGGAGCCGGGGUCGUCCGGCAGCCACGGCGGCGUGGGCAGCCUGGCCGCGUUGUCUCAGGGAAGCACGAGUUCCUCCAGGAGGAAAGCCAAGUCCAAGGGCCUGGCCGUGGAAAACAAGGAGCCCAAGACCGGGAAAGCCAGUGAGUCCCACGUGCCGAGCAGCAUAAACAUGCAGACGUACUCGGUGGAGAUGCCCGCCGUGUCCUCCGGUGGGGGCAUCCUCGGCUCCGGCCUGGACGAGCUCCAGAAGAGGGUGCCCAAACUCAUCUUCAAGAAGGGCAGCAGGAAGAGUACCGACAAAAACGACCUGAAUUUUGUGUCGCCGCUACCAGACAUCGUGGGACAGAAGCCCUUGUCCGGGAAACCAGGUGGCUCCCUUGGCAUCGUGUCAAACAACAGCGUGGAGACCAUCAGCCUUCUCCAGGGUGCAGGUGGCAAGCAAGGUCAGAUAGGCAGCAGCUACGAUGAUGCCAUGCAAUUCUCUAAGAAGAGAAGGUACUUACCCACCGCCAGCAGCAACAGUGCCUUUUCCGUGAACGUGGGACACAUGGUCUCCCAGCAGUCCGUCAUUCAGUCCGCGGGCGUCGGCGUCUUGGACAGUGAGGCCCUGUUGUCCCUUAUGGACUCCCCGGCCCUGAAUGCGGACAUUAAGUCUUGUCACGACAAGUCGGGAAUUCCUGAUGAGGUUUUACAGAGUAUUUUGGAUCAGUACUCCAGCAAGUCGGAGAGCCAGAAGGAGGAUCCUUUCAGCAUAGCAGAACCACGUGUGGAUCUGCACGCCUCAGGAGAACACUCAGAACUGGUUCAGGAAGAGAAUUUGAGCCCCGGCACCCAGACUCCUUCGAAUGACAAGGCGAGCAUGUUGCAAGAAUACUCCAAAUACCUCCAGCAGGCUUUUGAGAAAUCCACGAAUGCAGGUUUUACUCUGGGACACGGUUUCCAGUUUGUCAGUCUGUCCUCACCUCUCCACAGCCACACUUUAUUUCCGGAAAAACAGAUAUACACUACAUCUCCUUUGGAGUGUGGUUUCGGCCAGUCUGUUACCUCAGUGUUGCCAUCUUCGUUGCCAAAGCCUCCUUUUGGGAUGUUGUUUGGGUCUCAGCCAGGUCUUUAUUUAUCUGCUUUGGAUGCCACACAUCAGCAGUUGACACCUUCCCAGGAGCUGGAUGACCUGAUAGAUUCUCAGAAGAACCUAGAGACUUCUUCAGCCUUCCAGUCCUCAUCUCAGAAACUGACUAGCCAGAAGGAACAACAGAAGAACUUAGAGUCCUCAGCAAGCUUUCAGAUUCCAUCUCAGGAGUUAGCUAGCCAGAUAGAGCCUCAGAAGGACGUAGAGCCUAGAACGACGUACCAGAUUGAGAACUCCGCGCAAGCGUUUGGCUCUCAGUUCAAGUCGGGCAGCAGGGUGCCAAUGACCUUUGUCACUAACUCUAACGGAGAAGUGGACCAUAGAGCAAGGACUUCAGUGUCAGAUUUCUCAGGGUACACAGACAUGAUGUCCGACGUUAGUGAGCCGUGCAGUGCCAGAGUAAAGACCCCCACCAGCCAGAGCUACAGGUGAGGUCCCAAGAGUGACCGGGCUGCAGGUCUUCUGAUGGAAUUUCUGUUUUCUUUUGAGAACACUGCCAUUGGAAUGUUUCUACACGAUCCUGUUAAGAAUAAUGUAAUGCCCUUUCAAUGCAACUUUUCAUAUUUAGUUUAUUUUGUUAGAGUGAUUUUAGCUCUGUUUCUAUUGAUUUUUAAUCAAAAUCAAUAGAUUAAAAUAGUUUGACAUUCGAAGUGACGAUGUUUAGCAAUCAAAUUUACAUGUAUAGAUCGUCAGGGAAUAGCCCAAAAGUUUUAAAGGCAAAAAAAAAAAAAGAAAGAAAAAAGAAAACCACCAAAAAAACUGUACAAAAACAAAACAAAACAAAACAAAAA